Populus nigra (black poplar) is the source of this 855-nucleotide messenger RNA. Its product is annotated as ferredoxin-thioredoxin reductase subunit A1, chloroplastic-like. NCBI's taxonomy places the organism in Eukaryota, Viridiplantae, Streptophyta, Magnoliopsida, Malpighiales, Salicaceae. The coding region runs from base 97 to 603 and encodes 168 amino acids. Gene Ontology annotation, biological process: photosynthesis. The record is from RefSeq and is a predicted model, not a curated record. The transcript has a single exon.
AAUAUCUGACUGACUGAAUGUGGUAGAAACAAGAAACUACAUUAGUCGUUUGGAGUUUGGACCCAUAAGAAAGAAAAAAGAAAGUGCGAGAGCGCGAUGAGUACGAGCUUGGCGUUAUCGUCGGCUGCCACCGCUGCAGUCAGUUCGGCGUUCCCCGCUACAGAUACCAACAAAUUCAAAUUCAAUUCCUUAAUUUCACCAAAUCCAAGGCUUAACUGCCGCUACUCAAUUAUUACUCCUACAGCUACUAGUAUAGCAACAAGUAGUAGUAGCAGACGAAGAAGAAAAACUGCUGUUUCGUGCUCGGUGGCUUUGGGAUCCAACAAUUCCGCAACUAUGGUGACAGAUGAUGAAGAAGAAGAAGCGAAGAAGAAGACUGGAGCAAGGGUUAGGGUGAAGGCCCCGGUGAAGGUUUACCACGUGCCUCGCGUGGCGGAGGAAGUGGAUCUGUGUGGAUUGGAAGGUGAGGUGAAGCAGUACGUGAGCCAGUGGAAGGGGAGGCGAGUUUCCGCUAAUCUUCCUUACAAGACUCAGUUUGUCCACUCAGGAGGAGUCAAAUUCUUUGCUCAUCUCAGAGAGGACGAAUUGGAAUUUAUUGAUUGAUCGACUCACUCACUUAUCCUAUCAUCAUUUCCAUGCUUGUUUGCUUCCUUUCCUAUACAUCAUCACCAUCCAAUGCCGGCAGGAAAAUACUCCCCCCCCCCCCCCCUCUCUCUCUCUGUUCUUCCUUCUAAUUUCAUAACAAUAAUAACAAUCAUAUAUGUGUGUAUGUUGUUGUUAUAACAUGUAUGAUGUGUAUAUACAAAUAUUCUUCUUCAGUCCAAUUCAAAUGCAGUUUUGCUUAUUCACUUGCUA